This is a messenger RNA of Syngnathus typhle (broad-nosed pipefish), 1340 nucleotides long. RefSeq names its product trans-L-3-hydroxyproline dehydratase. The transcript has 6 exons. The coding region runs from base 155 to 1192 and encodes 345 amino acids. Lineage: Eukaryota; Metazoa; Chordata; Actinopteri; Syngnathiformes; Syngnathidae. Gene Ontology annotation, molecular function: hydro-lyase activity. The record is from RefSeq and is a predicted model, not a curated record.
UUUUGGGCGUCAAAUGCAUCCAAGCACGCGCAGCAGCGCCCCCUUUGGUCCAGGAAUAUUACGUUGGAUGCCACAGUGGCAGAAACCAACGAAGAAAAAGUGGCAUUGAAGAAGAACGUCUCGUCGUCGAGCAGCUUUGCUGCACAGGGCAGCGAUGGAUGUUCGACUUCCGCCACACGAGGGCGCCAAGCUGUCGGUGGUGGACAUGCACACGGGCGGCGAGCCUCUCCGCAUCAUCGUGAGCGGCUACCCGGAGGUCAAAGGCCAAACGUUGCUGUCCAAGCGGCGUUACGUGCGGGAGCACCUGGACCACCUGCGGCGAGUGCUGAUGCUGGAGCCGCGGGGUCAUUUCGACAUGUACGGAGCCUUGCUGGUGGCCAGCGAGUUGCCCGACGCCCACCUGGGCGUCUUGUUCAUGCACAACGAGGGCUACAGCACCAUGUGCGGCCACGCCGUAGUGGCCCUGGGACGCUUUGCCGUCGAUUACGGCCUGGCCAAGGAGCCGCGCUCACCCGAGACGCCCGUCAACAUCCACUGCCCGUGCGGGCUGGUCAGGGCCUUCGUCGAGUACACCGACCAAGGCAAAACGGGCGCCGUGAGGUUCCUCAGCGUGCCGGCCUUUGUCUUCGCCACGGACGUGACUGUGGCGGUGGAAGGCUUCGGCGACGUCACGGUGGACAUCAGUUACGGAGGAGCAUUUUACGCCUUUGUGGAUGCGCGACGCUUUGACCUGGAUGUGAGGGAGUCCCGGACCAGAGAUCUGGUGGACGCCGCCACAGCCGUUACCAAAGCUGUCAAAUCGCAGGUGAAGCUGCGCCACCCGGUGAGCGACGACCUGGCCUUCCUGUACGGCACCAUCCUCACCGACGGCAAAGAUGAAUUCUCCUCCGACGCCACCGCCAAUGUCUGCGUGUUUGCCGAAGCGCAGGUGGACCGCAGCCCAACGGGAUCCGGGGUGACGGCGCGAGUGGCCCUCCAGUACCACAAAGGUCAGAUCGGGUUGAACCAGUCAAGGACGUUCCAGAGCGGCGCCACGGGAUCGCAGUUCACCGGCAAAGCCGUGGAGGAGAGCACGUGCGGCGACUUCAAGGCGGUGGUGGUGGAGGUGGCCGGCAGAGCUUUUUACACGGGAGCGUCUUGUUUUGUGCAGGAGGCGGCGGAUCAGCUGAAAGGUGGCUUUCUGCUCAAGUGAGCUAGCCUGGCUUGCCACACGUCCGUCGCAUUGGUUCAAAUACAGCCGUGACGUCGCGGCGCAUGUUGACCUUGUGACCCGCAAACCGGAGCUCUAUCGAGCGUCUCGUAUGUUUUCUAUUCAAUGAAUAAAAGCGCAAAUAUUGGUU